AUGCGCGCUUUCUCUAUCGUGCUUCUUCUCUGUAUCGCCGCCGGCAUCACCGCCCAAUUCUGCUCCAAAGGCAGUAGCUUUUCGCAAGACUCCAAAACUCGACAAGGAUCAUGUGGAACACUGUUGAACGGUGGAGCCAAGAGCCCCAGCGAAGUGAAAGGACCCACGCAAGCUGAGAAGGACGCCGCCGGUUGUCUAUGUGGUGGCUCCGAAAGCUCUCAUGAAUCCCAUGAAUCCGGUGAGUCCAGGAGCAAACGCUCUGCUGAAGCUUCUGGAAGCGAAGAAUCCACCACCGCUGAAGCCACCACUGAAGCUAGUGUUGAAGCCACCAGUGCUUCUGGAUCUGAAGAAUCUUCUGGAUCCGGCUCCAGCUCCGGUAGUGAGGAAGCGUCUGGUUCGGGAUCAGGCUCUGAAGAGUCUGGAUCUGGUUCUGGCAGCUACGAAGCCUCGGGAUCUGGCUCUGGAAGUGAGGAAGCAUCUGGUUCUGGCAGCUAUGAAGCCUCCGGUUCUGGCUCGGGAAGUUACGAAGCAUCCGGCUCCGGCAGCUAUGAAGCCUCAGGCUCUGGAGGAUGUGUCUGUAGCGGAUCUGGAAGUGGAACCAUCAGCGCCAUCUACGGCAAGGAAGACUUCUGUCUCUUGUUCCAAUACUUCCUCGAGAUCACGGUCCAAUUGGGAGACGAAUCCAUUCAGGAAGCUUGGAUCGAGCUCCUUAACACCAUGCAAGUCGAGAUCAUCUUCGAUGCCAGCUUGACUGUCCAACAACAGCUCUCUGCCAUCUACGGAGAGAUCAGCGUCUUCAUGCUUACCUACCCAUCCUGUGCCUCUGUCAUCAACAACAUCUACGUCACCGAAUGGAACGGUUAUGUGUUCAACUUGGAAGAGCUCGCCGUCGAUUCUUCAUAUGAGGUAUCUGAGACCAUCAUUGAGUUGGACGCUACUGGAAACUGUGCCUUGUUCGAGGCUCUCCGCAACGCCAGUGCUGGUACCUCCUUCGAAGCCCAAGUAGAGACCUUGAUCGCUUCGUUGACCGUCACCAUCCAGGGCUCCUCUUCCUUCUCGGUCCAAUGUGCUGGUAUCUACUCUCAACUCGUUCAGUUCUUCGCCACCUACAGUGGAUCUGAAAGUAUUCUUUGCGGAGGUGAAAUCGAAGGUUACGGUCCCGUAUCCAUCUUCUUGGCCGUUUCUGGAAAUGUAAGUUUAAUUAACCUAACAUAUCUUUUAUAUUGACGUAGUAUUAGAAUAAUAUUAACCUUUAUGUGCUCUUUCUAUAGCAACUUCUUUCAGUACUUCCGUAUCCAAAACUUCGCCGUCGCUGUUGGAGGUAGUGCCAGCUCUUGCGAGUUGGUCGCUCAGCUCAACGCUACUGUGUACAACGUCAAUGCUGGUUCAACCUCGGAGCGUGCUCAACUCAAGGAGCUUGUCGAAGACUUGGUCACCAACUUUGCUUCUUUGUCAGUUGAAGCCCGAGUAGAGUACUUCAUCUCCGCCUUCUACCAGUUCCUGAUCAUCCAAGACUGGUCGAUUACCAUCACCUUCGGCAUCGAGUUGAAAGGUUUCGGAACCAUCGGAGAAUUGAUCGCUGCUGAAUGCUUCGUAAGUGAUCGUUGAUGUUAUAUCUGAAACUGCUUUUAAUAUUCGAUAACUUAUUUAUUUAAACUUACCUUCAGGAACAACAAUACGGAGCUGUCAGUACCACAGUUCAAGUUGCAACCACCACCGAAGAAGCUGAAGAAACCACCGUAUCUACUUCUAAAGCAACUACCACUGCAGCUACCACCGCCGGUACCACCGCAGCUACCACUGCUAAGCCAGGAAGCUGUGCCACCGCUGCUCAACUCCUUACCAAGGGCAGCAACAGCAACACAUCCUUGACCAUCUCCAUUCAACAGAGCUUCAGCACGACCACCUGGACUGCUCAACAGAAGACAAGCUUCUCAGCCUACUUCAAGAACAUUAUCACCUUGCAGACCCAGUAUACUGGCCAAACCUGCAUCAACAAGGUCGCCAAUGUCUUGCUGAACUGGACCAAGGAUGCUGCUUCCAUCACAGCCACCAAGAGCGUCCAGAUCUAUUUCUACGCUUCCAAUGCUAAGACCACCUACUGGGGUACAGUUGGCCAAUUUUGCAGUUGCGCCACCAGCUAA
This is a messenger RNA of Bursaphelenchus okinawaensis, 2144 nucleotides long. The record is from the annotation of a GenBank genome assembly. NCBI's taxonomy places the organism in Eukaryota, Metazoa, Nematoda, Chromadorea, Rhabditida, Aphelenchoididae.